ACCGAUCUGGUCGUCUGUGUGCCCUCCCGUCGCGCCCUUUUUAACCCGCCCCCUGCCCUCCCGUUCGCUGUCCUUCGCUCUGCCUUUCGCUGGUCCUGGAUCGCUGUCGUCGUCGUCGUCGCCGCCGCUCCCAUGAGUUUCCUGGAACACAUCCACACCAAGGGCCUGCUCGCCUCGGCCCUCGACCGUCUCCCGGCCCCCGUCGCCGAUGUCGUCCACGGCGCCAGCGCCCGCUUCCAUCUUAUCGUUGCCAAGCUGGCUGCUGUCUCCGGGCUGUCAGAUCAGACCGUUCAGCUGAUCUUUGCUGCCCUGGCUGUCGUCGUCUUCAUCUCGCUGCUGACUUCCAAGUCUGAGGCCGAGCCGCUGCCCAAGGGCGCCAAGCUGCCCCCGCAUGUCCCCACUGCCAUCCCCUUCUUUGGCGCCGCCGUCCAGUUCGGCGUCCAGCCCAUCAAGUUCCUGCAAGAGUGCCAGGCCAAGUACGGCGACUGCUUCACCUUCACCAUGAUGGGCAGAAACAUGACCUACUGCCUCGGCCCCGACGGAAACAACUUUGGCUUCAAUAUCAAACUCGCCGAGGCCAGCGCCGAGGAUGCCUAUCGCAAACUGACGGCCCCUGUCUUUGGCCGUGAAGUCGUCUACGACGUGCCCAACCCCGUCUUUAUGGAACAGAAAAAGUUCAUCAAGGACAGCUUGACCACCGCCGCCUUCCGCGAGUACAUCUCCAUCAUCGCUCAGGAAACCAACGAUUUCUUGGACAGCUGGGCGCCCAAGUCUGACUCCUUCGAGAUCUUCCCGGCCAUGGCUGAACUGACCAUCCGCACAGCCUCGCACUGUCUCAUGGGCUCUGACGUCCGCUCGAAGCUCCACUCCGAAGUCGCCAUCCACUACAAGCACCUCGAUGAAGGCUUUGCUCCCAUCAACGUCUUUUUCGAGUGGCUCCCUCUGCCCGCCUACAUUCGCCGUGACCACGCUAACCGCGAAAUGACCAAGCUCUUCCUCGACAUCAUGAAGGACCGUCGCACCAACAACAAGUCGGACAACUACGAUGUCCUGCAGAACUUGAUGAACUCGUCCUACAAGGACGGCAAGCCCCUCACCGACAUGGAGGCUGCCCGUUUGAUGAUUGCCCUGCUUAUGGCCGGCCAGCACACGAGCUCCACCACCACCACCUGGAUCCUCUUACACCUGGCCCAGAACCCCAAGAUCGCGCAGGAGAUUAUGCGCGAGCAGUCCAUGGUCCUGACCGGCCGCCCGGACACUCCUGCUGAUCAGCUCCCUCCUCUGGACUACGACAGUCUCCGACAGCUCACCUAUCUCGACAACACCAUGAAGGAAACCCUGCGCAUGCACUCACCCCUCCACACGCUCAUGCGCAAGGUCGUCAAGAACUGCGAGUUCCAAGGCUACACCAUCCCCAAGGGCCACUUUUUGUGUAUGUCCCCAACCGUCUCGCAGUAUGACUCCACUCGCUUCCCCGAUCCCGAAACCUUCGACCCCACCCGCCACGUCAACUCGACUGAGGGCGCUGGCGAGUGGACCAUCAACGGCGUCGACAUCUCCCAGAAGAGCGCCAAGAGCCACUUCCUGCCCUUUGGUGCCGGCCGCCACCGCUGCAUCGGCGAGGCCUUUGCCUUUGUCCAGGUCAAGACCAUCAUCUCGAUGAUGCUGCGCCGCAUUCAGCUCGAGCUGCCGAAAGACAAAAAUGGCAAGCCCAUCUUCCCCGAGGCCGACUUUACCUCGCUGGUUGUGCUGCCCAAGAAGCCCUGCAAUCUGUCUUACGAGCUGAAGAAGUAAACCCCCAAGUGGCGUGCAAUCCUCUCUCAUUUCAUGCGCUCAAUCUUGGUUCUGCACUUUGCUGCGGCUUCAUUCGCCCGCCUCCCCCCGUCACCCUCUGGUCUGCUUUGUACCUUCCUUUUUUUUUUUUUCGUUUCGUGCGGGGGCCACUGUGUGCUCCUGGAGGAGAAGCAGGAGGAAGGAGAGGGGCAAUGGAAGGGAACACCCCUGGGCUCCCUGGGUUUUGCUUGAAGAAUGACGGCCCCCGUUGUCUUUAUCGGACUUCCUGAAUACACACGUCCAUUGACAAUCGAUUGUCAAUUUUCAUUCA
Messenger RNA from Polychytrium aggregatum, 2104 nucleotides. RefSeq names its product cytochrome P450. Lineage: Eukaryota; Fungi; Chytridiomycota; Chytridiomycetes; Polychytriales. The record is from RefSeq and is a predicted model, not a curated record. Gene Ontology annotation, molecular function: oxidoreductase activity, acting on paired donors, with incorporation or reduction of molecular oxygen; heme binding; iron ion binding. The coding region runs from base 133 to 1794 and encodes 553 amino acids. The transcript is spliced from 4 exons.